Molecule: messenger RNA, 2785 nt
Organism: Patella vulgata (common limpet)
Lineage: Eukaryota; Metazoa; Mollusca; Gastropoda; Patellidae
Product: tudor domain-containing protein 5
Exons: 16
Coding region: 117-2618 (833 amino acids)
Source: RefSeq, a predicted model, not a curated record
UUAUGGUGGCGGGAGAAUAGUUUAUGUUGGAAUCAAGUUUACCAUAUGUCAUGCUUAUUCUAUGAUGCAGAAUUUGACCCUACUUACUUGUCUGUCAGAAAAAUAAAUUCAACAUAAUGAGUCAAACCGCAAUCCGUCGAGCCGAGGUCGAAAAACACAUUCGUGCAGUGCUUCUUUCCUCCCCAGUUGGCCUGACAAUCCAGGAAUUGAGGAGAGAUUACAAUGAUUUUAUUGGCUCUCCUCUUCCCUUCCGGUCAUUUGGGUACCAUGAUUUGGAAGACUAUAUUACUGACAUUCCAGAAAUAUUGACUGUCACAUGGCAGGAUGGUAAAAAGGUACUUCGUGCUACAGCAGACGAAACUACGCGACACAUUGAAAAAUUAGUAUCCAGGCAAAAAGUAACGAACAAGAACAAAUGGGCCGUCUUACGACAAAAAUCAAACCGACCAUCAUACAGAUCCCGUUAUGCCCCCGCCCCUUCAGUCCCAGUAUCAAUCAGGCAGCAAAUAAGACAAAUGUUCAGACACACUAAAAGUUUACCGCUUACACAUUUUGACGGGUUUUUCUACAAACGAUUUGGAUUUCAUUUAGACCAUGAAGGUCUGGGAUUUUCCACUGUGAAAAUUCUUUUAGAGAGCAUACCAGACACAGUCUCUCUAGUAAAUCAGUAUGGUGAAUGGAGAGUGUUGUCGGCACACAGAAAAGUAACUCCUGCUAAAUCCAACAACCCAUCCCCUGCUAAAAGCAGCCAACCUCUGUCUACAACGUCCACAAAACCAAUUCCUGGACAAUAUGAAUUACCUCCUCCUUUGUCAACUCCAGAAAAACCAAAGAAUGAAAAGAUAACUCCACCAGUAUCACCAAUUAAAUCAUGUCCUGUAACACCUACUAAUAAAUCUGUAUCUCCACCUGUAGAUGACAAUAAUUACCUGGGAAGCUCACCUGAACAAGAUGAUUAUAUUGAUCCUAUUCAUCAACAACUUAAACAGGUUUUGAUUGCCAAACCUGGUAUACAAGCAAGCCGCUUAGCUUUCGAGUUUAAGACUAUAAUAGGUAAAGACUUACCAUUUAAAGAUCAUGGUUAUCACAGUGUUAUAGAAUAUGUCAGUGAUUUACCAGCUAUAGUUAGAAUAGAAAGACCUAAUCCUAGUGGUGAUUGGUUACUUUACGAUGCUACUGCACCAAUCAGCCCUUCUGAGAAAACUGAACGUAUAAAUAAGAGUAUACCAUCUUAUACAGGAGGUCGGAGAGUAUUAAAAGAUGUUAAAGAGGCUAUAUCACAAGUUUUACAAUUACAUCAGCCUGAUGGUAUCGCCAUGUUCAAAUUCCCUCAAGCCUUUCAGGAUUAUACAGGCCUGACAAUAGAUCCUUGUUCCAUGGGUUUUGCAAGUUUUGAAUCAAUGUUGUUAUCACUAACUGAUGAUGUUCUUCAAGCUACAUACAGAGGUCGAGAAUGUGUGAUAUUGUCAGCCAAGAAUACAGAUGAACCAAGAAGAUUUGAUCAACUCUUACAGAAAUUUCAGCCUCAUGCAACACCAGUGCCACCUCACGUACAAUCAUACCAAGAGAAGGUUGGUCUACCUGAGGACUGUGUUCUACCACGAACAUAUUACACGUAUCAGACUUUACCAGAAGUCACGGGAGAAUAUAUAGAAGUAUUUAUAUCAAAUAUUGUAAGUCCAGGUUUAUUCUGGUUACAACUUCGUGGUAGACGUACAACAGAAGCUCUGGAAACUUUAAUGGAUGAGUUAUCUGAUUUUUACAUGUCAUCUGACAGUAAACGUUAUAAAAUGCCUGAUUGCUUGUAUAUGAUUGGUCAAGUAUGUGCUGUGAUAUUUCCAGAGGAUAAUAAUUGGCAUCGUGGAAUCAUCACUGGUAUUAAAAGCAUGGAAAUAGUGGAGGUUUAUUAUGUGGAUUAUGGUAAUACAUGUUCUGUUCAGAAAGAUACGAUACGAUUAUUAAAAACUAAGUUUAGAAGACUACCUGCUCAAGCCAUCCAGGCCAGACUAGCAAAUAUUAAACCUGUUAAAGAGGGUUGGUGUUUGGCAUCUCGAGAUCGUAUGUUAGCCAUCUGUACCAAUAAACCUCUAGUUGGGUUCCUAACAGCGGUUAAAAACCGUGUAUUAUCUCUGUGUUUAACUGAUACGUCACAAUUAGAAGAUAUACAUCUCAAUGAUUUACUAGUAGAAGAGAAAUACGCUGUAUUUGCACCUGAUGAACUUCACCCUUCUACUCUAGGACCCACCCAGUUUGCUGAGGUACCAGGUGAUGAUAUAUUAUUUGGUAUUAACAAUCCUUCUAACAAUACUCCUGCUGUCACGGAUACAAUCACCCUGACAACCAACACAGAGGAUAAUCUCUCUUCAUCUAAUCCCAUAUCACCUCGAGAUCUCCCACCUGGACCUCGAUCUGUUAAAAUUAUUGAUGCUACAGAAGAUCAUAUGUUUCAUCUUAUUAACCUGUAUGGAGAAUCAUAUUUAUUGUCAGCGGAGAUAUCAGCAUUAUUUUGGCAUAAAGAUCUUCUGUCAUCAGAGCUAAUCAAGAAAGACAUGACCUGUACUAAAGUAAAAGUAAUAAGAAGUGAUCAUAAUGAUUUAUUCCAAGAAUUAUUAGCGUGAGUAUUCGGGCGAUCAUUAGUCGGAACGAAAAUUGUUAGUGUGAGUAUAUCCUUGAAAGAGUUGUUAACAUGAGUAUAGAAAGAGUUGUUACCAUGAGUAUAUCUUUGAAAGAGUGAUUAGCUUGAGUAUAUCUUUGAAAGAGUUGUUAGCAUGAAAGGAAUUGUUAG